Xiphophorus hellerii (green swordtail) is the source of this 1377-nucleotide messenger RNA. RefSeq names its product trace amine-associated receptor 13c-like. The coding region runs from base 1 to 993 and encodes 330 amino acids. Lineage: Eukaryota; Metazoa; Chordata; Actinopteri; Cyprinodontiformes; Poeciliidae. Gene Ontology annotation, biological process: G protein-coupled receptor signaling pathway. The transcript has 3 exons. The record is from RefSeq and is a predicted model, not a curated record. Gene Ontology annotation, molecular function: trace-amine receptor activity. Gene Ontology annotation, cellular component: membrane.
AUGCCCGGCCACCAGGCGCUCGUCAACGUGCCCCACCUCCAGGCCUGGCUCCAGAGUGGGAUCCCGGUGACCCACAUCCCAACCGGCCACCAGGCGUUCAUCAACGUGCCCCACCUCCAGGCCUGGCUCCAGAGUGGGAUCCCGGUGACCUGCAUCCGGUGUGUUCUAGUUUAUUAUUAUUCUUUUCUCCUUCCCAGGCAGCUUCACAAAACCACCAACUUCCUGCUUCUGUCUCUAGCCAUAUCAGAUUUCUUGGUGGGCCUUGUGUUCUUUCCAGGUGCUGGCUCCAGAUUAAUGUCUUGCUGGUUUCUUGGUGAAAUAAUGUGUCUACUUUACACGUACAUUGUCAGUCUGAUAGUCUGUGCCUCAGUUAUAAAUGUUGUACUGAUAUCUGUUGACCGUUAUGUGGCUAUAUGUUACCCUCUGCAUUAUCACAGGAGAAUCACUGUGACAAGAAUACGACUGUGUAUCAGUCUGUGCUGGAUUUAUUCAGCUUUAUACUGCGUUACAUUUGUGAAGGAUGGCAUAAGUGGAAAAAACAUUCCCUGCCAAGGAACAUGUGUGAUUCUUGACUAUAAUGCUUUUGCUAUUGAUCUUGCUUUAACCUUUACGGUUCCAGUUACGGUCAUCAUAGUUCUCUACACCAGAGUGUUUGCAGUGGCCGUUUUUCAGGCCAGAGCCAUCCGCUCCUCAGUUACAGCUGUGUCCCUGCAGCGUUCAGCAAAAGUACAGAGAUCUGAGCUGAAAGCAGCCAGGACUCUUGGUAUUUUAGUUAUUGUGUUUCUCAUGUGUUUCUGUCCAUUUUAUUGUGCUGCUCUAGGAGGUGAUGUAUCGUUUAACACGUCUGCUGCUGUGCUGUGUCUUUUCUGCAUUAACUCUUCCCUUAACCCUUUAAUCUACACCAUAUUUUAUCCCUGGUUUAGAAAAGCAAUUAAACACAUUGUGACACUGAAGAUAUUCCAGCCUGGCUCCAGUAAGGCUAAUAUAAUGUAGACAGAAGGAAAGUAAUUACAAGUUCAGAUUUUUAUAGCCUGGAAUGCAUUAAUUAGCAUAAACAUGAUUUUUUCACUGAGCUCCUUGUCUUUAAAUAUUAUCAUCAAGGUUUCUUUCUUUUUUUAAUAUGUCAGAAAUUAUACAUUCUUGAUAUUGUUAGUUAGUGAUUCUUAACUGACAUGAACCUGUACCCUCAAUUCAUGUGAUGCCAGAAAUUCUAAAUUAUCCACAAUAAACUGUAACAUGACCCAGAUUUUAAAUGCCCAGCUUGGAUCACAGUGACAAAGCAUUUUAUAGGGUUCACACACCCGAAAGCACGCCCACACACCCAUGUUUGCGUGGCUAUCUUUGUGGGGACUUUCCAUUGACUUCCAUUCAUUUCUA